This is a messenger RNA of Triticum turgidum subsp. durum (durum wheat), 1074 nucleotides long. NCBI's taxonomy places the organism in Eukaryota, Viridiplantae, Streptophyta, Magnoliopsida, Poales, Poaceae. The record is from the annotation of a GenBank genome assembly.
AUGCACAGCUACAGAGCCAUGCACCCCCACCCCCACCCCCACCCGUACCACACCGCCCCUGCCCCUCCGCCCAAGAUGGGCAGUGGUGGCCAUGGCGGCGGCACUGAGGAUGACAACCAGUCCAUGCUCCUCCUCUCCCUCUGGCCGCCCGGCCACCACCAUGACGCAGCGGCCUCCUCCUCGGCGUGCUCCUCUCACUCCGUGGCCACUGCCGCGCACUCCACCGCGUCUUCGCCCUGGUUCAACCCAAGUCAUGUCUACCAUGGCUGUGGCGUCGGAGGCGGCGGCGGCAGCAACGGCAGCUUCUUGUUCCACGAGCAGGACCCUAACGUGAGCGUGUCGCUCUCCAUCGCCCCUCCGUCUCCGUGCGGUGCCAAUCUGGCUCCCUGCGGCGGGAGCUACGCCUACGCCGCGCCGGUCGCGCCGCCCUCGGCCGCCACGGCGGGCGGGAACCAGGUGCCCAGCCAGUACUGGAUCCCCUCCGCCGCCGAGAUCCUCGUCGGCUCCACCCAGUUCUCCUGCGCAGUCUGCAACAAGACCUUCAACCGCUUCAACAACAUGCAGAUGCAUAUGUGGGGGCACGGGUCGCAGUACCGCAAGGGAUCGGAGUCGCUGCGGGGGGCGGUGACGGUGGGCACGGCAGCGCCGCCGCCGUCGCUGAUGCGGUUGCCGUGCUACUGCUGCGCGGAGGGAUGCCGGAACAACAUCGACCACCCGCGGGCGCGGCCGCUCAAGGACUUCCGCACGCUGCAGACGCACUACCGCCGCAAGCACGGCGCGAGGCCCUACGCGUGCCGCCGCUGCGGCAAGCGGUUCGCCGUGCGCGGCGACUGGCGCACCCACGAGAAGAACUGCGGCAAGCUGUGGUUCUGCGUCUGUGGCUCCGACUUUAAGCACAAGCGCUCCCUCAAGGACCACGUCCGCUCCUUCGGAGGCGGCCACGCGCCGCACAUUAUCGAGUCCGUGGCCGUCGACGAGGACGAGGACGAGGACGACGAGCAUGACGACGGCGACCUGCACCUGUACGACGAGAACGGCAACCCCGGCGACGGCACCGACAUGGUCUUGCUCUAG